AUGGAGCGCUGUGACGGUGCAGCUACUGUAAUGGAGCGCUGUGACGGUGCAGCUACUGUGAUGGAGCGCUGUGACGGUGCAGCUACUGUGAUGGAGCGCUGUGACGGUGCUGCAGCUACUGUGAUGGAGCGCUUUGACGGUGCAGCUACUGUGAUGGAGGGCUGUGACGGUGCUGUUACUGUGAUGGAGCGCUGUGACGCUACCACCGCCGACAGCUACCACCGCCGACAGCUACCACCGCCGACAGCUACCACCGCCGACAGCUACCAACGCCGACAGCUACCAACGCCGACAGCUACCACCGCCGACAUCUACCACCGCCGACAGCUACCACCGCCGACAGCUACCACCGCCGACAGCUACCACCGCCGACAGCUACCACCGCCGACAGCUACCAACGCCGACAGCUACCACCGCCGACAGCUACCAACGCCGACAGCUACCACCGCCGACAGCUACCACCGCCGACAGCUACCACCGCCGACAGCUACCACCGCCGACAGCUACCAGCGUCGACAGCUACCAACGUCGACAGCUACCAACGUCGACAGCUACCACCGUCGACAGCUACCUACGCCGACAGCUACCAGCGUCGACAGCUACCAGCGCCGACAGCAACCUACGUCGACAGCUACCACCGUCGACAGCUACCUACGCCGACAGCUACCAGCGUCGACAGCUACCAGCGCCGACAGCUACCACCGUCGACAGCUACCUACGCCGACAGCUACCUACGCCGACAGCUACCAGCGCCGACAGCUACCAACGCCGACAGCUACCACCGUCGACAGCUACCAACGCCGACAGCUACCUACGUCGACAGCUACCAACGCCGACAGCUACCAGCGCCGACAGCUACCAACGCCGACAGCUACCACCGUCGACAGCUACCAACGCCGACAGCUACCAGCGCCGACAGCUACCAACGCCGACAGCUACCAGCGUCGACAGCUACCAGCGCCGACAGCUACCAGCGUCGACAGCUACCAGCGCCGACAGCUACCACCGUCGACAGCUACCUACGCCGACAGCUACCAGCGCCGACAGCUACCAACGCCGACAGCUACCACCGUCGACAGCUACCAACGCCGACAGCUACCAGCGCCGACAGCUACCAACGCCGACAGCUACCACCGUCGACAGCUACCAACGCCGACAGCUACCAGCGCCGACAGCUACCAACGCCGACAGCUACCAGCGUCGACAGCUACCAACGCCGACAGCUACCAGCGCCGACAGCUACCUACGUCGACAGCUACCAACGCCGACAGCUACCAGCGCCGACAGCUACCAACGCCGACAGAUACCUACGUCGACAGCUACCAGCGUCGACAGCUACCAACGCCGACAGCUACCAGCGCCGACAGCUACCACCGUCGACAGCUACCAACGCCGACAGCUACCAGCGCCGACAGCUACCAACGCCGACAGCUACCAGCGUCGACAGCUACCUACGCCGACAGCUACCAUCGCCGACAGCUACCACCGUCGACAGCUACCAACGCCGACAGCUACCAGCGCCGACAGCUACCAACGCCGACAGCUACCAGCGUCGACAGCUACCUACGCCGACAGCUACCACCGCCGACAGCUACCUACGUCGACAGCUACCUACGCCGACAGCUACCACCGUCGACAGCUACCAACGCCGACAGCUACCAGCGCCGACAGCUACCAACGCCGACAGCUACCAGCGUCGACAGCUACCAACGCCGACAGCUACCAGCGACGACAGCUACCUACGUUGACAGCUACCACCGCCGACAGCUACCACCGUCGACAGCUACCACCGUCGACAGCUACCAGCGCCGACAGCUACCACCGCCGACAGCCACCAGCGCCGACAGCUACCAGCGCCGACAUCUACCAGCGCCGACAGCUACCAGCGCCGACAGCUACCACCGCCGACAGCUACCACCAAGGACC
This is a messenger RNA of Procambarus clarkii (red swamp crayfish), 1926 nucleotides long. The record is from RefSeq and is a predicted model, not a curated record. Lineage: Eukaryota; Metazoa; Arthropoda; Malacostraca; Decapoda; Cambaridae.